AUGAAGACAAGCCAGGGACAGAUAGAAGAGAGAGGCUACUGGGGGAGUAAAGCAGAGUAUAUUUUAGCUGUGGCGGGAAAUGUGGUCGGUCUGGGCAACGUCUGGAGGUUUCCUUACCUGUGCUACAAGUACGGAGGAGGUGCAUUUCUGAUUCCCUACCUGGUGUUUGUGGUGACUUGCGGGGUGCCUCUGUUCCUGCUAGACACAGCGAUGGGACAGUACACACAGGAAGGAGGCAUUACAUGCUGGACUCGUCUCUGUCCACUGGCUGAGGGUGUCGGCUAUGCAGGGCAGGUCAUUCAGGUGUAUAACUGCAUGUAUUACAUCAUCAUUCUGGCCUGGGCACUUUUCUUCCUCAUCUUCUCGUUCAGCUCCCAGCUUCCAUGGGCCAGCUGUGAUAACCUGUGGAACACGGACAGCUGUGUCAAUCUUGCUGCAAAGAAUAUGAGCCUCAGUUGGACAACACUGAUCAACUCAACAUCUGCAGCUACUGAGUUCUGGGAACGCAGAGUGCUGGCUCUCUCUGGGGGUAUCGAGGAGGUCGGUAAGAUAAACUGGGAGAUUCUUCUGUGUCUCAUUGCAGUGUGGAUUGUAAGUUAUUUCUGCAUCUGGAAAGGAGUCAAAUCUACAGGCAAGGUGGUGUACUUCACAGCUACUUUUCCUUAUGUGAUGUUGCUGGUCUUGUUGAUUCGUGGGUUGACUCUUCCUGGAGCUCUGCAGGGGGUUGUAUUUUACCUGUACCCUGAACCGUCUCUUCUCGCUGACUCACAGGUUUGGAUGGAGGCCGGGGCUCAGAUUGUUUUCUCCUACAGUAUAUCUGUUGGCACUCUCACUGUAUUGGGUAGUUACAAUAAAUACAACAACAAUUGCUACAAGGACUGCUUUUGGCUUUGUCUUCUGAACAGUGGCACCAGUUUGAUGGCUGGUUUUGCUGUGUUCUCUGUGCUGGGUUUUAUGGCCCAUGAACAGGGCGUCCCCAUCAAGGAGGUGGCAGAAUCAGGUCCAGGACUAGCGUUCAUAGCUUAUCCACAGGCUGUAGCCAUGAUGCCUUUCCCUCAUUUGUGGGCUGUUUGUUUCUUCAUCAUGAUUAUUUUGCUGGGACUAGACACCCAUUUUGUUGCAGUGGAAGCUGUGGUCACAUCAGUGAUGGACCUGUUCCCAGCGGUUCUUUGCAGAACAGGGCGAGAAAUCUUCCUCCUGUUCUUCUGUCUUAUUUGCUUCUUGGGGAACUCUUCAUGGUUACAGAGCGGGAUGUAUGGAUCUACUAUGCCUUGGAGCCAAUGUCUGUUCCUGUCUGCGUUUGAGUCUCUGGCCAUGGGUUGGAUAUUUGGAGCUGAGAGAAUGUUUGACGUCAUUGAAGACAUGACAAACUCACGACCCAACUACUUAUUCAUUCUGUGCUGGAAAUACCUGACUCCUCUUGUGGCCACGGUGUCUUUUAUCUGUUCUGUGGUGCUACCAGCCCUUGACUUUCAACCGUUGUCGUUUAUCUGGGCGUAUGCUGUAGGCUGGUUGCUGGCCCUGUCCUCCGUUCUGCUGGUUCCUGGAUUGGCGAUUGGACGACUGUUAGCUGGGAAAGAAAGCCUGAAACAGCGUUGGCUUCACCUGUGUAACCCAGACACAAACCUUCCUCUCACCAAUAAGCAACGAUCUGGAAUAAAGGAAAGAGUUUCCAUCACAGAAAUGACAGACUUGGUCAGAAUAAAUGUAGAGGAUGCUCCAUAAAAAGUCAAAAAGGGCCUAUUUUCAGCAACAGAAAGUACUGUUGUCAGGAAAUAUUUCUAUUCAUAUAUUUCUAAUAUUUCUAUAUCAUUUCUGUAUUUCACUUCUAGCUCGUGGACCUAUCCGCACGCUGCACUGAAAACUUGGCAUGUUGUACUUCACAUCUUCUUGCGACAAAUUGCUUGUGGUUUUUCUCAUUUGCAAAUUGCUUUCGGAUAAAAGCUGUUAAAUAAAUGUAAAUGCAGAUCAGUCUUUGUGAAUAUCCUGCUAUCCCCGUGGCAAGUUCACAUCAUUCUAUUUGGCAUGAAGCCGACUUUUCUGUUCACUUUCUGUAUUUCAGAGCAGCUGUAGGCCAUCACAUCAACCCCCGCUGCCAGCACAAGAUUUAUAUCACAUUUCAUUUAAAUGGGUUUUAUUAAGCAGGCAAAUGUCAAACAUAACUAUGAACCCUUGAGGAACUAACUAAGGAGGAACUAUCAAAACAAACUGACUAUCAUGACUUUCAGAUAUAUAAAAAUAUAAAACGAUGUAUAAUCACCCGCCAAUAAAAGUUGUUCAUAUUUUUUAAUAAAAAUGUAGCAUUUUAUCAAAUUAGUGAAGCAAAAGUGAUAUCUAAUGAAAUAUAUCUCUCUCCUGAUUCACAACAGGGAUGGGUUUUGUUAAUGUUUUAACAGUAUUCCUAGUCUUACAAUACUGUUUAUCAAUCUAGUGCUUCUCAUUGGCUCUUAAACCCCCGCUGUCCUCAUCCUCGUUCCUACAGCUUGAGGAGUGUUAUGUUCUGUUAACACUUACUUCUUAUUGUAUAGCAGUUACUGAAAAUGUAUGUAUGACUCAACUCUUGGUAAAGCGUUUAAUCUCGUUUUUUAUUGUUACAUUUUUGUGUACUUGUGGUUUAUUUAAAAAAAAUUUUUUGCCUGUAGAUUUUUAAGUUAUGUGCAUGUACCUACUCAUUAUACUUCAAAUCACCUGUUCCUUCAUUUUCGUCUGUAUUUUCAAUCAAGAAGUUUUGAGUUCCCAAAAUAAAAAACCAACUAACGAAAACUAGAAUGAGAUCAAAAUAAUGUUAAAAAAAGAUGUUAGAAUAACAUUAAGAAAGCAUUAUCAGAACAUUAUUCUGUGUUUUAAACUCGGAGAGCGGUGUUCAACUAAAAUAAAACUAAACUAAACAGAAACAAAAGACUCCAGAAGCCUUAAUACUUCAGUAAACAUGAACUUAAACAGGUGUCUUUCGUCUUAGGGACAGCAGUCCUAUUACAUACUUAGGCUAUCUGUGUCAUCCAACAAAAGUACAUAAAGGUAUACAUGUUAAGUAAACCAAUAACUUUUUUUGAAGACUACAUAAAAAAUGGCUAUCUAAACAUAUAUACUAAAUAUUGACAAAAAUGCAAGGACUGUUUGUCGAUUUUUCUGUCAAAACGAGGCAAAUGACUAAAAUGCAACUAAGACUUUUCAAGCAUUUUCGCAUUUUCGUCUUAGGAGUAAGACUAAAUCAAAAAUGCCUGCUAAAAUUAACAGUAUACCUAACCUCCCACUGCUGCCAGGUUUACUUCAUAUAAAGUAUAACACUUUCUUUACCAUAAAGCCCGUUCUUGAUGAUUGGCGAGUGAUUGGGUUCCCAAGUAGGACCCCAUGACAACGUCCCAUA
Molecule: messenger RNA, 3367 nt
Organism: Puntigrus tetrazona (Sumatra barb)
Lineage: Eukaryota; Metazoa; Chordata; Actinopteri; Cypriniformes; Cyprinidae
Product: sodium- and chloride-dependent GABA transporter 2-like
Biological process (GO): sodium ion transmembrane transport
Cellular component (GO): membrane
Source: RefSeq, a predicted model, not a curated record